AUGGCAAAUCCUGCACGAGUUAGUGUCUCUUGCACCCUCCUGCAAUCUGCGCCUCACCAGGCCGUCCGCCUCCCGGCCGCUCCACCGUCCGUGUCAAAGUGUGAGUUGCAGGUGCAGCAUCAUGGAAGAGGAAAGCCUCCGCGCGUCAGCUUCGCCUGCUUAGCCUCCAGGCUUCAUUCCACUGAACCAGCAUAUGUUGCUGAGGCGAUGUUGGCAGGACAAACUAUAGGACCAUGCAGUGCUGUGGAACUGGAUGCUAGAAUACGAAAGCAUCUCAAAAAACCUGAAUUCUCGCCAUCUGCGUAUGACACGGCAUGGGUGGCUAUGGUGCCAUUGCCGGACUCGGAUCCGCAGGCUCCAUGCUUCCCUCGGUGUGUUGAAUGGAUACUGCAAAAUCAACACUCUAGUGGGUCUUGGGGUAUCAACGAAUUUGGGUUAUUAGCAAACAAGGAUAUUAUGUUAUCCACAUUGGCCUGUAUCAUUGCACUUAAGAAAUGGAACAUUGGCUCCUGCCACAUAAGGAGAGGACUAGAAUUUAUUGGAAGGAAUGUCUCCACUGUCAAGAAUGAGCAAAUUGUUUCUCCGGUAGGCUUCAAUCUUAUUUUCCCUGGUAUGCUUAACCAUGCUAUCACGAUGGGUUUGGAAUUUCCAGUCAGAGAAACUGAUAUCAGUGGGAUACUUCACCUCCGUGAGAUGGAGCUGACAAGACUGGCUGAGGAGAAAUCUUGUGGGAAAGAAGCAUAUUUGGCCUAUGUUGCUGAAGAAAGGUUAGUAAACUUGUUGGACUACAAUCAAGUUAUGAAGUUCCAGCGAAAGAAUGGGUCCUUGUUCAACUCUCCUGCCGCAACUGCUGCUGCAUUAGUGCACUACUAUGAUAAUAAAGCUCUCCAGUACCUCGACUCCAUUGUCAGAAUAUUUGGUGGUGCAGUACCAACAGUAUACCCACAGAAUAUAUAUUAUCAGCUCUCAAUGGUGGAUAUGCUCGAAAAGAUUGGAAUAUCUCGCCAUUUUUCCAGUGACAUAAACACCAUCCUGGACAAGGCAUACAUUUCCUGGUUACAGAGAGAGGAGGAAAUAAUUCAAGAUGUAGAAACAUGUGCAAUGGCGUUUCGCCUUUUACGGAUGAAUGGAUAUGAUGUUUCGUCAGAUGAGUUGUCCCAUGUUGCUGAGGCCUCCACUUUCCAUAACUCACUUGAAGGCUAUUUAAGUCAAACAAAUUCUUUAUUAGAGUUAUACAAGGCUUCGAAAGUAUGUUUGUCAGAAAAUGAAUUGAUCCUGGAGAACAUAAGUAACUGGUCAGGCCGCUUAUUGACAGAAAAGUUGUGUUGUAAUGGGACAAACAGAAUACCAAUUUUUGGAGAGGUAGAAUAUACUCUUAAAUUUCCAUUUUAUGCAACAGUGGAAGCUCUAGACCGUAAGAGGAACAUUGAACAUUUUGACUCUAGGGUUUCUGAGCCGCUAAAGACAAAAAACUUGCUGUGUCAUGUUAAUCAAGAUCUUCUAGAUUUUGCUGUUCAAGAUUUCAGUUUUUCUCAAUCUAUAUACCAGGAUGAACUCAGCCACCUCGAGAGGUGGGAGAAAGAAAACAGGCUGCACGAGCUAAGAUUUCUACGCAAAGGGAGUCUUAUAAAUUGUUAUCUCUCUGCUGCUGCAACCAUAUCUGCUCAUGAAUUCUCUGAUGCUCGUAUUGCAUGUGCGGAAACUAUUGCGCUCGUACUUGUUACUGAUGACUUCUUUGAUGUUGGAGCAUCCAAAGAAGAACAAGAAAACCUCAUAGCAUUAGUAGAGAAGUGGGAUCAGCAUCACCAAGUUGAGUUCUACUCUGAGCAAGUAGAAGUAGUAUUUUCUGCUCUUUAUACUACAGUUAAGCAGAUCGGAGAGAUGGCUUCUGCUGUACAAAACCUCGAUGUUACAAAGCACCUGGAUGAAACAUGGCUACAUUACUUGAGGUCUGCAGCGACCGAGGCGGAAUGGCGACGGAGUGAAUAUGUACCAACAGUUGAGCAAUACAUGACAGAAGCGGUAACCUCAUUCGGGAUGGGUCCCAUUAUCCUCACAUCACUCUAUUUGGUCCAACAAAAACUCGAGAAUCAUAUUAUCAAAGACCCGGAGUACAAUGAGUUGCUUAAAUUAAUGGGCACAUGUGGCCGUCUCCUGAAUGAUACUCAAGGCUUUGAGAGGGAGUCCAGUGAUGGAAAAGCGAACAUCAUCUCACUGCGUGUUCUUCACAGUGAGGGUUCCAUGUCCAUUGAAGCUGCUCAAGAGGCGAUACAAGAGUCAAUAGCCUCGUGCCGGAGAGACCUGCUAAGGCUGGUUGUUAGAGAAGAACGUGUUGUUCCUAGGCCAUGCAAGGAUGUGUUCUGGAGGUUUUGUAAGACAGCUCACUUGUUCUACUGUCACACCGACGGAUUUUCCUCGCCCAAAGAAAUGCUCUGCACGAUGAAUGCAAUAUUCAGAGAGCCACUUAAACUUCAAACAACCAGUCCUUUGGCUGUUCAAUCACAAAAAUAA
Messenger RNA from Triticum turgidum subsp. durum (durum wheat), 2511 nucleotides. Lineage: Eukaryota; Viridiplantae; Streptophyta; Magnoliopsida; Poales; Poaceae. The record is from the annotation of a GenBank genome assembly.